AUGGACAAACGAAAAGACUCGAGAGACGGCACCACGCCAGGUUCCAAAGCCGACUAUGACCUCUCUCGCCCCAUCCAUCCCGCAGUCGGCAUGAGACAAGGGCUCCCCAACUAUGGCGAUCCUCACUUCUCUCUGUUCCUCCGCAAGGUCUUUAUCAAAGCCCUGGGAUACAGCGAGGACGCGCUUUCACGACCCAUCAUUGGCAUCAUCAACACGUACUCGGGCUUCAAUCCCUGCCACGGCAAUGUCCCCCAGCUCAUUGAGGCGGCAAAGAGGGGUGUCCAGCUCAACGGGGGGCUGGCGAUUGAGUUCCCAACGAUUAGCAUCCACGAGUCGUUUUCUUCGCCGACGAGCAUGUUUUUGAGGAACCUCAUGAGCAUGGAUACGGAAGAGAUGAUCAAGGCGCAGCCAGUAGAUGCGUGUAUUGUCAUUGGUGGAUGUGACAAGACAGUCCCGGCUCAGCUCAUGGGAGGGAUAUCCGCCAACAAGCCCAUAUUGCCUCUGAUCACGGGGCCAAUGAUGCCCGGGAGUUUCAGGGGCGGCCGUAUUGGGGCCUGUACAGACUGCCGCAACAACUGGGCGGCUUUCCGGGCAAACGAGAUUGAUAUCGAGGACAUUUCAGCACUGAACGAGGAACUUGCUCCGACGGCCGGGACAUGCGGCGUCAUGGGCACCGCAAGCACAAUCGCCUGUUUGACGGCAGCUCUUGGACUAAUUCCGCUUCGCGGUGGUGCAACUGCUCCCGCGGUAUCAAGCGCUCGACUGCGAAUAGCCGAGCAGACGGGUGCAAAUGCUAUAGCAGCAGCCAAGCACAAACGCACUCCGCAAUCCAUUCUCACCGAGGCAUCUUUCCAUAACGCCAUUACUGUGCUUCAAGCCAUCGGAGGCUCCACCAACGGCAUCGUGCAUCUCCUCGCUAUUGCAAACCGGCAUCCAGAAGUAAACGGCAAAAUCACCUUACAGACAAUAGACGAGAUCGGAAGAAGGACGCCGUUGGUUGUUGAUCUUAAGCCCAGCGGCGACAACUACAUGACGGACUUGCAUAAUGCAGGAGGCAUUCCUGCUCUGUUCAAUGUGUUACGGCCACUGCUUAAGCUGGAUGCCCUGACGAUAACGGGUAAGACCUUGGGUGAGGCUCUGGAUGAGGAGGGCUUUCGCCCGUUUCCGCUCACUUCGCAGAUCAUUCGACCGUUGGACAACCCACUGUAUCCGUCUUCUAGUCUCGCAGUUUUAUAUGGAAAUAUCGCCCCUCACGGAGCCGUUAUAAAAGCCAGCGCCAGCAAAUACAGGCAUCUUCUCACUCAUCGAGGCCGAGCUGUGGUUUUCGCGGGCCCCGAGGAUCUUGCCAAGCGCAUUGAUGAUCCAGAUCUCGAUGUUGAUGAAAACAGCGUAUUGGUUUUACAGGGUAUUGGCCCCAUUGGCUUCUCAAGCCCAGGGAUGCCAGAGGCAGGACUGAUACCCAUCCCGCGCAAACUGGCAGCCCGUGGAGUCAAGGACAUGUUGCGCCUCUCAGAUGGACGCAUGUCUGGCACGGCGGGGGGGAGCAUCGUUUUGCAUAUUUCGCCUGAAGCUGCGUUGCCGGAAAGUGUAUUUGGGGUUGUACGGGAGGGAGAUGUCAUUUGCUGUGAUGUGGAGAGGCGAAUGCUUGAGGUGGAGCUUGAUGAAGCAGAGAUUGGGAGGAGAGUUGCGGAGAGGAAAGAUAGGUUAGAGAGUCGGCUGGAAGGGCUUGGACCUGCAGAGACUAGGAGGCGGCCGGCGCGUGGGUAUAGGGGUUUGUAUGAGAGGAGUGUGAUGCAGGCUCAGGAUGGCGUGGACUUUGAUUUCUUGACUGCUAACGGGGCGAGUCAAUGA
Molecule: messenger RNA, 1851 nt
Organism: Trichoderma reesei QM6a
Lineage: Eukaryota; Fungi; Ascomycota; Sordariomycetes; Hypocreales; Hypocreaceae
Product: dehydratase
Exons: 3
Coding region: 1-1851 (616 amino acids)
Molecular function (GO): hydro-lyase activity
Source: RefSeq, a predicted model, not a curated record